GUUAGGAUGACGAACCCUACCGUCCUGUCUGUUGCCUACCGGUGGUGCUUCGCGCUGUCGAGGGAAAAGCCGGUUGAAGAUGCCUCCAAUCCACGUACGCCCGGCACAACCAGCCAGCUGGACUCCAGGACCUCCUUCGGGGGACGAUUCCAGGGAUCUGUGGUGUCGCUUACGGCGCACAGUGCCGUAGCCGAGGAUGGCGCUCUCAACAGCCCCGUGUCCACGUCUGCGAGCUGGGCCAGCUUGAACACGAGUUUGGGUCACGGAGACGGACACAACGCACUGCAAGACGUGGAGCUGAGCCAGGUCUUCGACAUCUUGCCGAUCUACGGAAGGCUGGAACCCGGCGAGACGCAGGUCGCCACUUUCACGUAUGAAGCCCUCCGCGAUCGCUCCUUCAAAGCUGUAGCGGUGUGCAUGGUGGACGGCGGCCCCGAGUACGAGGUGGCCCUGAAGGGCACUGCUGCGCCGUGCAAAUACAGCUUGGACAGGAACGAUUUGGAUUUCGGCGACAUUCCCUUCACCGAGGUGCGGACUAUUUCCCUGUAG
This is a messenger RNA of Symbiodinium sp. CCMP2456, 549 nucleotides long. Lineage: Eukaryota; Dinophyceae; Suessiales; Symbiodiniaceae. The record is from the annotation of a GenBank genome assembly.